CAAGGCCUAUCACUUUGUCGAAUGAUACCAUCUUGACACUAUGGCAACUUUGGCAGAUGAGCUACUAAACGAUUUCGAGGAGUCCGACUCGGAAAUCGAGGCGAAAGAAGAAUGGUUACAUGCCAACUCCUCAGAAGCGGCGGGCGAGCCGCCCUUCAAAGGGUCGACGAUGGGCAUAGGGGACGAUGGGGACAAGGAGCUGCAUGAUAAUACUAUCAUGACAAACACAUCAAUUGUGAAUAAUGCCUUGGCUGAAGAAGGAGAAGAGCAUGAAGACGCAAAAGCCUCUGUUGAAAAAAUGCAAUUCACUGGAAUUAGUGACGUACGGAGUAUUGCACGAUUGAUGAAAACAUUGCAACCUAUUUUAGAGAAAAUCUCCUAUUACCGGUCCUUACCGUCGGAGCCGCAACCGAUGUCUACCGGCUCCAUCGAAGAUAAUCCAGAGUAUUAUCUUCUUACAGAAUCGAAUUCCCUCUCCACAUCCAUCGACAAUGAGAUUAUAUUAGUCCAUAAGUUCAUUAGGGAUCAUUACUCUACCAGGUUUCCAGAGCUUGAAACCCUAAUCACCAACCCUUUAGACUACGCAAAGACAGUUGCCAUAUUGAGGAAUGGUCCGCUAAAUGAUAUAAAGUCACUGGCUUCUUCGACAGAUAACUUGGUUGGAGCGACUUUGAGAUCUGUCCUGGAUGGUCCUCUGCUGAUGGUAGUAGCGGUGGAAGGAACAACCACGCGGGGAAGGGAGUUGUCUAGCUCAGAGCUUCAAAUUGUCCUGGACGCAUGUGAGAUGAUGCUGUCGCUUGACAAAGCCAAAUCAGUUCUUACCGACUAUGUCCAAUCACGGAUGAAUAUUUUUGCGCCGAAUCUAACCGCUCUUAUUGGCUCUCUUACUGCUGCACAACUCCUCAACUAUGCUGGAGGUCUCACUGGCUUAGCCAAGAUGCCAUCAUGCAAUAUCCCACCAUUAGGUUCGAAGAAGCAGACUCAGGCUGGGUUUGCUACUAACGUUGGAGUUAGACACCAAGGCUUUUUAUUCCAUUCACCUAUUAUCCAAGGUAUUCCAAAUGAUUUGAAACGGCAGGCAAUGCGGAUAGUGUCAGCAAAAGUGGUCCUCGCGGCCCGUGUUGAUAGAGUGCAUAGCAGUCGAGAUGGCUCAACAGGGGAAGAAUUAAAGCAGGCUUGUCUUGAACGCCUCGAGAAACUGGCAGAACCGCCUCCGAAUAAGGGAACUCGGGCACUACCCGCACCUGACGAUAAACCUUCUAGGAAGCGUGGUGGACGCAGAGCGCGGAAAGCAAAAGAAGCCACGGCCAUGACGGAGUUGCGGAAAGCUCAGAAUCGCUUAGCAUUUGGCAAAGAAGAAAAGGAAGUCGGCUACGGUACUGGAGAAGGUACCAAGGGUCUGGGUAUGCUUGGUCAGGAGAAUUUGGGACGAAUUCGCGCCGCCCAAAUUGAUCAAAGAACAAAAGCCAAACUCAGCAAAUCAAAUAAAGGAUGGGGUGCUACAUCAGCGGUGGGCGGAACUGUAUCGUCGCUGCGCGGCUUCGGGCAGGGGGCUGGCAAUGCAUCUGUAUUGCGUAGCCAGGGACUACGCACUGCAGGAGUAGGACCGUCUGUGGGGUCAGGAAUAGCGAGCACAAUUGCUUUCACCCCAGUCCAAGGUUUGGAACUGGUGGACCCGAAGGCACAAGCCGAACUUAACAGAAAGCGCAAGGCUGAAGAAGACAGGUGGUUUAAAAGUGGGACAUUCACUCAAGUUGGUAGCCAAAGUUCUGAAAACGGAGGCUUUAAAGUCCCGCAAUUACCACCACUUAAAAAAACAAACACUGUCAACAGUAAAAUGGCACCACCACCACCACUUAAAAGAUGAGAACAGUUUGAAU
Messenger RNA from Coccidioides posadasii C735 delta SOWgp, 1880 nucleotides. It is a transcript of the gene PRP31, whose product is annotated as U4/U6-U5 snRNP complex subunit prp31. Gene Ontology annotation, biological process: spliceosomal tri-snRNP complex assembly; mRNA splicing, via spliceosome. The record is from RefSeq and is a predicted model, not a curated record. Gene Ontology annotation, cellular component: precatalytic spliceosome; U4 snRNP; U4/U6 x U5 tri-snRNP complex. Lineage: Eukaryota; Fungi; Ascomycota; Eurotiomycetes; Onygenales; Onygenaceae.